Messenger RNA from Elaeis guineensis (African oil palm), 2584 nucleotides. Its product is annotated as long chain acyl-CoA synthetase 4. Gene Ontology annotation, biological process: fatty acid metabolic process. Gene Ontology annotation, cellular component: membrane; endoplasmic reticulum. NCBI's taxonomy places the organism in Eukaryota, Viridiplantae, Streptophyta, Magnoliopsida, Arecales, Arecaceae. The record is from RefSeq and is a predicted model, not a curated record. Gene Ontology annotation, molecular function: long-chain fatty acid-CoA ligase activity.
CGCGUCAUUUAAAACCCUUAAAUCCCUGGACUUCAGGGGGACCAACCCAGCCCCGUAGAAGAAGAAGACUGAGGCAAGACGAAGGGAAGCAGGGUAGGACAGAAGAGUCGAAGAAACUGAAGACCAGCAGCUCCCCCUGCUUUCCUUCAUCCCGUCCAUGGUAAUGGAAAAAACCAACGGCCUUUUCCGCCAACAAGAAGGAGAAAAGCGGUGGGCAUAUCUCCACCACUGCGGUGCGUUACAAAUCCGUGACUGCCUUCGCUUGUCUCUCCCUGAGUUAGUUUCGGGAAUCAGGCGUGGAGAGUCGGAGAGAGUUCGUGUUGGAGAUGAAGCACCUUGUGGAGGUGGAGAAGGGGCAGGAGGGCAGCGACGGCGGGCCCUCCGUCGGGCCCGCCUACCGAAGCGUCUUCGCCAAGGACGGCUUCCCACAGCGCAUCCCCGGCUUGGAGAGCUGUUGGGAUGUUUUCCGCAUGUCUGUGGAGAGGAAUCCCAAGAAUCGAAUGCUUGGGCGUCACGAGUUUGUUGAUGGGAAGGUGGGUAAAUAUGUCUGGCUGACUUACCAAGAAGUAUAUGACAUUGUGAUGAAAGUUGGGGCUUCCAUUCUCUACUGUGGAGUUAAGCAGGGUGGUCGUUGUGGCAUCUAUGGCGCCAACUGUCCUGAGUGGGUCAUCAGUAUGGAGGCUUGCAAUGCUCAUGGAAUUUACUGUGUUCCCCUUUAUGAUACCCUUGGUGCUGGUGCAAUAGAAUUCAUUAUACAUCAUGCUGAGAUUCAGAUUGCUUUUGUGGAAGAAAAGAAGAUUGUGGAGCUGUUGAAAAUCUUUCCCAAUUCAGCCAAGCUCCUGAAAACAAUUGUAAGUUUUGGGAAAGUCACUCCUGAGCAGCAAGAAGAGGUUGAAAAGUUUGGUUUAACAAUAUAUUCAUGGGAGGAAUUUUUGUUUGUGGGAACAGAUCAACAAGUUGAUCUUCCAGUGCAUGAAAAAACAGAUAUUUGUACAAUAAUGUACACCAGUGGAACAACUGGUGACCCUAAGGGUGUAAUGAUAACCAAUGAAAGCAUUAUUACACUUAUUGCUGGUGUGGAUUGGCUGCUUCAUUGUGUAAAACAACAGUUGCAUGAUAGUGAUGUUUAUCUAUCAUAUCUGCCCUUGGCACAUUCUUUUGAUCGAGUGAUUGAGGAGUUGUUUAUUUUUCAUGGGGCCUCAAUUGGAUUUUGGCGUGGGGAUGUCAAAUUAUUAGUUGAAGAUAUUGGAUUGCUCAAACCAACUAUCUUUUGUGCUGUUCCACGUGUACUGGAUCGAAUCUAUAGAGGUCUGCAAGAUAAGAUUUCUUCGGGCGGCUUUCUGAAGCAAGCUUUGUUCAAUUUUGCUUACAAAUACAAACUGCGGAACAUGAAGAGGGGAAAUAAACAUGAUGAGGCAUCUCCAGUUUUUGAUAAAAUAGUUUUUAAUCAGGUGAAACAAGGGUUUGGUGGGAAUGUACGACUUAUCCUGUCUGGAGCAGCUCCUUUAGCUACCCAUGUUGAAGCCUUUUUACGGGUGGUAACAUGUGCGCAUGUUAUGCAGGGCUAUGGUCUGACAGAAACUUGUGCGGGAACAUUUGUGUCACUACCAAAUGACUUUGCAAUGGUUGGAACUGUGGGUCCUCCUGUGCCAAAUGUUGAUGUGCGCCUUGAGUCUGUUCCUGAAAUGGGAUAUGAUGCCCUCUCAAGCAUACCCCGUGGAGAAAUCUGCAUCAGGGGAAAAACCUUGUUCUCAGGAUAUUAUAAAAGAGAAGAUCUUACAAAUGAAGUUAUGAUUGAUGGGUGGUUUCAUACAGGGGAUAUUGGAGAAUGGCAACCAGAUGGAACCUUAAAAAUUAUUGAUAGGAAGAAAAAUAUCUUUAAACUUUCGCAAGGAGAGUAUGUUGCGGCUGAAAAUCUGGAGAACAUCUAUGGUCUUGUUCCUGAUAUAGACUUUAUAUGGAUAUAUGGGAAUAGCUUUGAGUCUUUCCUUGUUGCCAUCAUAAAUCCCAAUAAACAAGCUCUGGAGAAUUGGGCUGGAGAAAAUGGUAUAAGUGAAGAUUUUGCUGCCCUCUGUGAAAAUCCCAAAGCUAAAGAAUACAUCCUUGGGGAACUUACAAAAAUUGCCAAUGCAAAGAAGUUGAAAGGUUUUGAGUUCAUAAAAGCUGUUCAUCUUGACCCUGUACCAUUUGACAUGGAACGUGAUCUGCUUACCCCAACCUACAAGAAGAAGCGGCCACAGUUGCUCAAGUACUACCAGAUGGUUAUUAACAGCUUAUACAAGAGCACCAAGUGACCAACUAGCUGAUCAAACAGGAGUAUAUGAUCAACAGAUCUGCUGCUGCUGUCUCUUUUUGGUUCUAGAGUGUAUAUACUAUCAGUUAGUUUAUUAGUAUUCCUGAACUUGUUUAUUUCAUAUUUCUGAACAGUUGUUUAUUAACCUACUUGUCCAUGCUUUUGGAUGAAAGCACCUUUUGAGGGUUUUGAAGAUUAUGUGCACGUUGAUGAUCUAAAUAACUGUCCUUGGUGAACAAAAUGUGAUGAAUUGCUGCUAUUGAGAGUUCAUGCUCAUCCUUUUGUUGGAUC